Durotheca rogersii is the source of this 4286-nucleotide messenger RNA. RefSeq names its product P-loop containing nucleoside triphosphate hydrolase protein. Gene Ontology annotation, molecular function: ATP binding; ATP-dependent chromatin remodeler activity; DNA binding. The transcript has 4 exons. NCBI's taxonomy places the organism in Eukaryota, Fungi, Ascomycota, Sordariomycetes, Xylariales, Xylariaceae. The record is from RefSeq and is a predicted model, not a curated record. Bases 491 to 4072 code for a protein of 1193 amino acids. Gene Ontology annotation, cellular component: nucleus.
UCGAAGGGAAGCGUCGUCUGGCACUGCUCGCCAACUACGAAACCGAUACCCUGUUACUACCCUCACCUCUGCCACCCUCAUCCUCAUCAUCCUCAUCAUCACCGUCGUCAUCACAUCAACAUCUACGAUUCAUCUAUCAAAUAACAGACAUCGGCCACAGAUCAGAGUAGUUGGGAAACUGCCUCGCUUCUCCCCCGUACCGUACCUACAACCGCCUCAAUCUUGUAUUUCCCCACUCCUAAUCCGACCUUCUCACCUUCUUCUUGCCCCCCGCCUGACCACCUCCCUCCUUAGCUCCCCUAUGAAUGCUCACUCCGCAGAACAGUACAUUCCUCAUCAACGCAAAGGAUGUCCCGUCAAAAUCAUCUGAUCUAAUACCGCCGUUGUUUUUUACGACAGCGAAUUCUGACACGCGUCCACCUGUAUUUACACCUCGGUUUACCACACGCUCUCGAGGUUAUCUGGGACUGCCGUUUUUAACCUGACCCUCAUGAUGGAGCCGGAAGCGACAUCGGCACCCGGGGCGUCCCACGCGCCGAAAACAUACGUCCCCAGGACUAUGAGGAGGCUAAUCCGGGAGACGCUACAACGAUCCCACGAAGACCAUAUCUCCCGGGGACGCCUAGACCCGCGUUCUAUGCUCGGGAGCCAGAGCGAAGUCAACCGCUUCUACUCCAACUACUCAGUGGAUCUUAACAACAUCACCGCUAACCAAGACUUUGCUAUGUGGGCAAUCGAUGAGGCAUUGCGUGAAUACUCACCCGAGAGGAAUUUCCAAAUAACCGGUCAAAUCAUGGAGGGCCAGUCUGUAGCCGUACGGAUGGCCAUCCCAGAAGUGCCUAAGAAGAUUGGCGAAGCCAUACGAGCCGAUACUCAACAUGAAAUAGACGCAGAGGAAGUGGACAGCUAUAAAGAUCCUGACUACGAAAUUACUCAAGAUGUCGGCUCCGUAGCGCAAGCCUUCAUCUCGUCAUCUGCUAACUGUCUCGGCCCCCCUAUUGAAGCAUGCGCUGUCUACUUGCACAUGACUAAAUGCGGCGAAUACGGUGACAACAAAUUAACUGUCUGGAAGUCGGCGCUUUUUCCUAAGCUAGACGGACAAGAAGGUCGUAGGGGCUUUUUCGACAGCCAAAUUACCGCUAUAGUCUGGAUUUUAUCGAGAUUUCUAGGGACCCUCCCAGUGUUGAAGAUUAAGGAUAAAGCCUUGUGGAAUGCAGAAACCAAACGGUUCCUGCCACCACAGAAGACAGCAUUUGAGAAAGAGAACAGGAAAAGGCUACGCAGCCCAAAGUACCGCGGUGGGAUCCUAGCCGACUCGAUGGGUCUAGGAAAAACUAUGACGACCAUUGCCUGUUUGGACCUCUUAGCAAGUCAGAGACUGAACGUGGAGAAGUCCGAAGACGGGAAGAAGAAGUACCGUCCGAUGCUCAUCGUAGCGCCGAGCGCGAUCGUGGCGGCGCAGUGGGUGGAUGAGAUUGAACAAAUGGCUAGCACGCGUGGCAUAAAAAAGAUUAUCGUAUCCGGAAACGGUCUGGAGGGGAAGCUAAGCCAGCGAAGGGUUAUUUCACUAACUCCCCAGCAGUUUAAUUCGGCUUGGCCACGUCGGUUGCAGUACAUGUGGAACGAGGACGAUUACAACGCUUCGAAGACAGUCAUCGUUAUGUCUAUCGAAACUUGGUCCAGGAGAACAUGCAAGGUUAGACAGGACGACGGCCUCCGGAGAGAAUAUUACUCCAGCUUUGCGGAGGCAGGGCGGGCAUUUUCUGUCGUCGUUGUGGACGAGGCCCACAAGAUCAAGAAUUCGACAACGCUAAGUUGGAAAUCGAUCAACUUUCUCGAGCGCCAAUUCACUCUCCUCAUCACAGCAACGCCAUGCUUGAAUACGUUGGUCGAUCUCCUAGCGCUCGCCAGGAUUCUGUGGCAUGGCCCGGAGAAAUAUCUACGUAAGAACCCCCAAAAGCUAAAGCAGAUGGACACAGAGAUCCGAGAACUACAUGACCUGGAGACUCUCGAUUCCUUAGAAGUAGGUAAUGACUGCCAUCUUGCGGCCGGCAGGCCGUCUCUUCUACUAAAGGCUAUCUGUAAGCCCGGCGAGAAGGCAGCUGACUCGGAACGAACACGAAAGUACCUCAAGUACUUCGACUCGCUAGCGAUAUUAAGGAGAUCACCUAGUUCACACAUAUUUGCGGACUGGGCCAGGAGGUGCCCAGUGUCGCUCGAAGGUAUGCUUCCGAGAGUUGACAACUUUACCGCUACUGUGCACUUAGAUCAUGAUCUAGAAGUGGUCUAUCAGGAGGUUCACUUGAAACUCUUGAAGGAAUAUCUACUAGCAGCGAAACUUUUUAUGUGUUCACUCCAUGCGAAUAAAAAGGAGAAGGACGGCGGGGAGAGCAAAAGCGAGGCGAAGGGCGAAAAGGGAAAAGGGGGAACCGCUGAGCGGAAACAAGCCCUGCCGAUCGCGGCUGUUUAUCGCCGGUUUCAACUCGCAGCUGCUUCACUCGAUGUUUAUAAUCUCGAAGGUCUCCUCGGCCGACACGGCUUCGGUACGAAGGCAGAGCACGUCUUGUCUAUGCGCCGGGCAAAGGUAAACCUUCGGCACCUGGCUAGAUUUCUAAACAAGGGCACGAGUCCGAUGCCACGGAUUGCAGUGGAUUACAUCAAGCUGGCGGUACGUGCCUCUCCGGUGCUACGGUACAUCCUACAUUUCGUCAAGGGCAAUGUUCUUAAAAGGAGACCGAAUGGCAAGAUCAAGAAGCUCCUGAUCACAGAAUCCAUUCCUAUUCUCGCGUACUACUACGAGUUGGUACUGCAAUUCCUUCUCAUCAACUGCCAAACCCUGCAUGCGGGUUUAGACCAAGAUGAACGGAGGGAACUUAUUGCCAGCUUUAACGACGAUACAGAUGAAUCGUGCCAGAUACUGAUCCAGAUGUAUACAGUUGGGUUCGCGGGCUCGAAUCUACACAAGAAUUGCGACCAGGUCCUCGUUGCCUCCCAGGCUCAUAGCCUCCGAGUCCAGUGGCAAGCGGUGCAUCGGGUUAUCCGGGUCGGCCAGAAAUCCGACGUGAAGGUCUGCAGGAUCAUGAUAAACAACUCGUUCCAUAUGUUUCGGGAAAGUAGACAGGUCGAAAAGAUCCUGCCCGAACUAGCUGCGCGCACACAGGGGCCUAUGAGCGAUGCUCUCGUCCACCUGCUCAAUCUGUUUCAGUUCGAGGUCCGGGACGCGUGGGAGAGCCCCGAGGGGCAGAAGCUUCUCCGGGACAAGAACCUACUACUCUUCGAUCCUGUGCCCGGGGAAGGGGGCAGCGAGGAGGCGAUAAGCGACGAGGAAUUCCUGGAGCUCAAAACCCGGCAGGAAUAUUAUCUUGAGUACAAACAGCUCCCCGCAAGCGAGCGCAGCGUGUUCAGCCACGCGAAGAACAACCUGCGGCGGACGCUCUCGUACGGGGCUCAGCCCGACGGCGCGGCGCCGUGGCAGACGGCGGACCUCGCGCACCCGGCGGUGCUCGAGCGGGCGCUGGAGCUGAUGCUGCGGGUGCGCCUCGGGGGCGGGCCGGCGGCGGUGCUGCCGCUGCCGCAGACGGACUUCUCGGAACUCGCCGCGGGCCCGCGGGGCGAGCGCCGGCUGGCCGCCCUGCGCGGGCUGAUGGACGCGGGCCGCGAGGACGCGCUGUUCGCGAUCACGGACCAGGACGUCGACGACGCCGUGCGCGGCCCCGCAACCGCGCACCACCUGCUGAAGGGCGCACCGCGGGCGUCGCUCGACGGCUUCUCACUGAGCGAGAUCGACCGCCGGCUCGCGGCCGAGGCCAGGUUCGGCGGCGGCAUGAGCGCCAUGGUCAAGAGGGCCAGCAGUGCGGGGACGCAGGUGAGUGAUCGCAAGAGGAAGAAGGACGAGGACGACGAAGAGGAAGAAAAGGGUAAGGACGAGGACGAGGACGACGCUGGCUCCUACGCCGGUUUGCGCUGGGAUAGUGACAAUAGCGAUGCGGCGACAGGGCCGAGGGUGAAGAGACUCAAAAUGGAGGAGGGUAACAGCGACGCGGGGGACGUUGCAAAGUCGCCGUGCUCGUAGAUUAAGCCGGAGCCUAGGGAGGGGCACAAUGGCGGCGGAGACAGCUCGACAGCACAGGGCAGGUGGAAAAGGGGCUCCCACGAGGAAUUUGAUUGACCUCACGAGCGACGGUAUGGAGUGACUCGUCACAACAACUACAGCUCAGGGGCUAACGACAGCGGGAUAAGGAAGUCCCGACGAUGCCCCGACGUCCAAUGUCCUAGACUUAUUUUCU